Molecule: messenger RNA, 2639 nt
Organism: Pecten maximus
Lineage: Eukaryota; Metazoa; Mollusca; Bivalvia; Pectinida; Pectinidae
Product: probable methylmalonate-semialdehyde dehydrogenase [acylating], mitochondrial
Exons: 15
Coding region: 105-1691 (528 amino acids)
Biological process (GO): L-valine catabolic process; thymine catabolic process
Cellular component (GO): mitochondrion
Molecular function (GO): malonate-semialdehyde dehydrogenase (acetylating, [NAD(P)+]) activity; methylmalonate-semialdehyde dehydrogenase (acylating, NAD+) activity
Source: RefSeq, a predicted model, not a curated record
AUUCCAUUCGGUUCGCCCUUGACCUUGGACCUACCAGGUUUCCCAGCUGCGCCGGAGAUUGUAGGCCUACAGUAGCUAAGUAGGGUAGCGGUCACACAGCAGUCAUGUCAGCUUCUCUUCUCCGCAGCGUUGUUCGCCGAGAGGCUCUAGCAGCACGGGCAGUUUGGAAAUGUUCCAGGGUGUAUGCCAGCACAGUGCCUACAACAAAAAAUUUCAUCAAUGGAAAAAUGGUGGAGUCCAAAACUGACAAGUGGAUUGAUGUGCAUAACCCAGCUACUAAUGAAGUCGUGACUAAGGUACCAGAAUCCACCCAGGACGAGAUGCAGGAGGCGGUGGAUGUGGCAAAAGAAGCAUUCAAGACCUGGCAGGACACAACCAUCCUUACUCGACAGCAGUACAUGUUUAAAUUCCAAAGUAUCAUCAAGGAUAACAUAUCAUCACUGGCAAAGAACAUCACUCUAGAACAGGGCAAAACUCUAAUUGAUGCUGAGGGGGAUGUCAUGCGUGGAUUACAGGUUGUAGAGCACUGCUGCAGUAUUCCAUCCCUCCAGCUGGGCGAGACCUUGUCUGGUAUUGCUAAAGACAUGGACACUAUGACCUACAGGAUGCCCAUAGGAGUAGUAGCUGGUAUUACACCAUUUAACUUUCCAGCCAUGAUACCGCUAUGGAUGUUCCCCAUGGCCCUUACUUGUGGUAACACAGUCGUCAUGAAGCCAUCAGAGCGUGACCCUGGGGCGUGUAUGAUGUUGGUGGAGAUGGCUAAGGAGGCAGGUGUUCCUGAUGGCGUCGUCAAUGUCAUCCAUGGCAGACAUGACUCUGUGAAUUUCAUUUGUGACAAUCCUGAUAUCAAGGCUAUCUCAUUCGUGGGCUCAGAUCAAGCUGGUUCCUACAUUUAUGAGAGGGGAUCCAAGAAUGGUAAAAGAGUCCAGUCCAAUAUGGGUGCUAAAAAUCAUGGCGUGAUUCUGCCUGAUGCCAACAAGGAGAACACCCUGAACCAGUUGGUAGGGGCUGCGUUCGGUGCCGCCGGACAAAGAUGUAUGGCUCUCUCAACUGCCAUAUUUGUUGGAGAGGCCAGGGAGUGGAUUCCAGAAUUCAUAGAGAAAGCCAGGAAACUCCAAGUGAAUGCAGGUCAUGAACCCAAUGCUGACCUUGGACCAUUGAUUUCACCUGCCGCGAAGCAGCGUGUCCUUGACCUUGUGCAGUCUGGUGUGGAUGAGGGUGCUGAAAUCCUACUCGAUGGAAGAGACUGUCAAGUGAAGGGAUAUGAGCAGGGAAACUUUGUUGGACCAACCAUGAUACACAAAGUCAAGCCUGACAUGACGUGUUACAAAGAAGAAAUCUUUGGACCUGUGCUGGUCAGUAUGGAGGUGGACACCUUAGAUGAUGCCAUCAAUUGCAUAAACAAUAAUCCUUAUGGCAACGGUACUGCCAUCUUCACAACCAAUGGUGCAGCAGCACGCAAGUUCACCAUGGAAACAGAUGUAGGCCAGAUUGGUGUAAAUGUACCAAUCCCUGUACCUCUGCCCAUGUUCUCCUUCACUGGAUCCAGAGGAUCAUUCAAGGGAGAUAUGAACUUUUACGGAAAAGGGGGUAUCCAGUUCUACACUCAGCUGAAGACCGUUACACAGAUGUGGAGAGCUGACGAUGCCUCCAUUGGACAGAAGCAGACAGCAAUGCCUGUCAUGCGAUAACGUUUUAAUACAGAGUGGUUGUUGAUAAUGUUGAGCGUAUCGUAAGGUUGGGAGGAAAGACUUGUCCACUUGUGAUAAAAAUGUGCCACAUUUUACACCUUGUUAUUGCUAGAUAUUUACAUAGGUUUUAGAAAUAAUCAGAUUAUUGUUGAAUGAUUCCCCAAUAGGGUAAUCUGCAUGGGGUAACUCGGCUUUUGCAUUUCUUUUGAUAAACUUUUACUCAAGUGUUUGUUUGAGAGCACUCAAUACUGUGUCUGUUUCAUGUACAUAGCAUAGACAUUGAAAUUUCGUCCUCAUCCUUUUCGAUAUGAUUUUUGGUUAAUUAUUCUAUUUUCUAUAAAGAAUCAUUGAUUAACAAAAGUCAAUCUUUUGUUGGCACAGAUAUAUUAAACUGAUGUAUUUCAUGUCUUAUACAGAUUUAAACGAUAGAGUAAUAUUUGAAUAUUAUUAUUAUAAUGUUGAUUAUUCUUGAGAUAUCCCAGACUCAUGCUUUGAAUAUCUCACCGAAAUCAAAUUAGUUAAUAUUUGAUGUUUCAUUUGUUUGUGCUUUAAUCUUUUUUGAUUUCAUACCGGUAAUAGAAAUAUCCCCAGAAAAGUGCUUUAUCAGUUUCUUUUUUCUUUGGCACAGAAUAUGAACUAUCUGACUUGAUUUAUAUGUCAUGGGAAAAUAUCUCUGAUGAUAUUAAGAAUGUGUGAUGAAUAUCUGUGUGUGUUUGUUACUUCAUCAGAGCUGAGUUCUUGUCUCAUUGUUAUGAAAUGAUUCCUUGUUGAACAAUGUAUGAUUAUCAACAUAUCUAUUUUUAACCAUAAAGUGCUUCAUAACAAAGAAAUUCAUCAGUUAGAUAAUGAAGAAUCUUAUGGAUCGUGUUUUAUAGCUUGUGUGAUUAGUGUAACCAAAAUUAUGCACAAAAUAUUAAAGUCUGUCAAAAUAAACAUUCAAAUGCUAAA